Molecule: messenger RNA, 1029 nt
Organism: Drechmeria coniospora
Lineage: Eukaryota; Fungi; Ascomycota; Sordariomycetes; Hypocreales; Ophiocordycipitaceae
Exons: 3
Coding region: 1-1029 (342 amino acids)
Biological process (GO): tRNA wobble uridine modification
Cellular component (GO): elongator holoenzyme complex; nucleus; cytosol
Molecular function (GO): tRNA binding
Source: RefSeq, a predicted model, not a curated record
AUGGCGUCAGCACCCCAGUCCAGCGUUCACGCGCGUUCUCACAGCCUGCUGCUGUUGCAGAAGCUCCUCAACCUCCGUGACGGCAGCAGUCCCUUGACCUUGGUGCUAGAUAGCCUCGAGCAGCCGGCCCAGCCAGUCAUUUCCGAAUUCAUUGCCCGCGCAAAGAUUUCAAAAACCGUCGUCAUCUUCCUGUCCUUUACGACGCUCAGGCGGCCUCCCAACGUCGACGUCUUCGUCAAGGCUGCCGGGAGGGAUCUGGCGGCGGUAAAGGGCGAGCUCCUCACCCACUACCCGGCCUCGGAUCCGGCACGGAAUCAAGGGAGGCCGGCACGGAGAGCUGUCGUCAUCAUCGACUCGAUCAACAACCUCGCCUCGGGGGACCCUUGGUCCAUGACCACCUUUCUUCCGAGCAUCAUCACGCCGGCCGUGUCGACCGUGUCAGUCUACCACACCGACGUGCCCGUCAUGCUGCCCAAGACGGUCAGCGAAUACGAGCCCCACCCGUUCACCGUCAUCUGCCACCUCGCCACCGCCAUCGUGCGGGUGUCCAGUCUGCAGCAGGAAGUCCUACGGAAGCAGGCGCGCGAUCGAGCACAGCAGGAGCCCGAGUGGGGGCUCAAGGAGGAUCGCGAGGGCGCCAUCAUCGGCCUGCGCACCAAGUUCCUCGAGGGAGAUGGCAACGGGGCCGGCGUCGUUGUCGAGCUGGAGUCCCGAAGACGCAGCGGCAGGGCCGUCUCGGAAAAGUUCAUCAUCACGCCGUCCAAAGCGUCGACACCGGGCAAGCUCUCUCUGCUGUCGGACCACCCCGCCUUCGGCCAGCCGGUCGGGGGCGACGGCGUGGCCGAGGAGGAGCCGGAGAGCACCUUUGACCUGGGCCUCACCGAGAAGCAGCGCAAGGACAGGGAGGGCAUCGUGCUGCCCUAUUUCGACGCCCAGACCGACAUCGGCGGCGGCGAGGGCGGCCGCAUCCUGUACGAGAUGGGGCGCGAGGACAUGGACGACUUUGAUGACGAGGAAGACGAGAUAUAG